GCCCAAGGGGGCCCCUCCGUAGCCAUUUUGGCUCAAGCCAUUCUGGCUCACGCGAUUUUGGCUCAAGUGCGCCUGUCUUUGUUUUGCUAGAAGCGAGAAAGACUACAGUCUGCAGCCGAUGGCGCUCCUCAUCGCUGCGGCCUCGCUGCUGGCACUCGCGCACGCUUCGGGCCCGCAAGCUUCCUGCGCUGUAGGGCAGCAGUGCGCCGCCGGAGAGCAGGAUGACACGGGCAUGCUCCAGAAGAGCUCGCAGAUGAUGCAGCUGAAUCGGCAUGAGCAAAUGAGCGUGAGGACGACGCCCACGAACGACGCCGAGUGCAAGGACGUGAAGGGCAUCAACACGGGCCUGCCCAUCGUCUACGACUCCAGCUGCCCUGGCCUGUGCUGUUUCGAGGACCAGCCGUGCAGGUACAACAACACGGGCUGCUACUCCGCAGCCUUGGCGCAGCAGAUGACGAGGACAACGCCCACGAACGACGCGGAGUGCAAGGCCGUGCCGGGCAUCAACACGGGCCUGCCCAUCGUCUACGACUCCAGCUGCCCUGGCCUGUGCUGCUUCGAGGACCAGCCGUGCAGGUACAACAACACGGGCUGCUACUCCGCAGCCUUGGCGCAGCAGAAGUUGAGGACGACGCCCACGAACGACGCCGAGUGCAAGGCCGUGAAGGGCAUCAACACGGGCUUGCCCAUCGUCUACGACUCCAGCUGCCCUGGCCUGUGCUGCUUCGAGGACCAGCCGUGCAGGUACAACAACACAGGCUGCUACUCCGCAGCUUUGGCGCAGCAGAGGGUGAGGAAGACGCCCACGAACGACGCCGAGUGCAAGGCCGUGAAGGGCAUCAACACGGGCCUGCCCAUCGUCUACGACUCCAGCUGCCCCCGGCAUGUGCUGCUUCGAGGACCAGCCGUGCAGGUACAACAACACGGGCUGCUACUCCGCAGCCUUGGCGCAGCAGAAGUUGAGGACGACGCCCACGAACGACGCCGAGUGCAAGGCCGUGAAGGGCAUCAACACGGGCUUGCCCAUCGUCUACGACUCCAGCUGCCCUGGCCUGUGCUGCUUCGAGGACCAGCCGCGCAGGUACAACAACACGGGCUGCUACUCCGCAGCCUUGGCGCAGCAGAAGGUGAGGACGCCCACGAACGACGCCGAGUGCAAGGACGUAGAGGGUAUCAACAAGGACCUGCCCAUCGUCUACGACUCCAGCUGCCCCGGCCUGUGCUGCUUCGAGGACCAGCCGUGCAGGUACAACAACACGGGCUGCUACUCCGCAGCCUUGGCGCAGCAGAAGUUGACGACGCCCACGAACGACGCCGAGUGCAAGGACGUGGAGGGUAUCAACAAGGACCUGCCCAUCGUCUACGACUCCAGCUGCCCCGGCCUGUGCUGCUUCGAGGAUCAUGCAAGGACGUGGAGGGUAUCAACAAGGACCUGCCCAUCGUCUACGACUCCAGCUGCCCCGGCCUGUGCUGCUUCGAGGACCAGCCGUGCAGGUACAACAACACGGGCUGCUACUGAGGGGAGAGCUGCUGUGUAUCAUGGGUGACCAGGAUGUGCUGCCGCACUAGAGACGAAUGGUGAGUGAGUGAGUGAGUGAGUGAGUGCAUUGUGCGUCGUGCCAGCUCAGGCAUUGUCGAGGUUGUAUUCUGCGUUUUCAGUCUUGUGUAAGCAUGCUGGCUGUGACCUGUCCAGGGCAAUGUCCGCGGCGCAGCGGUAUGUGUACUUAAUUAAUGCUUCUCCUGCGUUCCGACUCCUGGACCUGAACGUUUGGGUGCACUUGGGCGGAGCGGCCGCUUCGUGCUGUGGCCGUCUUUGCCCACGUGCGGUCUUGUCACGGGAGAGACUGGUCAGAGCGAGACCUCUGCAGAUUGAU
Messenger RNA from Prorocentrum cordatum, 1874 nucleotides. The record is from the annotation of a GenBank genome assembly. NCBI's taxonomy places the organism in Eukaryota, Dinophyceae, Prorocentrales, Prorocentraceae.